GGGUUAGUAAUGAGCAAGCUUGGAACAAAAUGGUUUUGUUUCCGCUGAGAACACCUUAGAAAUGAUUGGAAAUCAGCAAAAGUACCGACAAUAAUCAACUUUAGUUGAUCAGAUCAAAAAAGUGCAGCACGUAUCGGUAACCAGAUAUAAAUGAUAGCACACGCUUCAUAGUCGAAUACAUUGUACUUCACUUUAUUCCAACUAGAUAAACAAGGAUGAGUUAUAUUAUUACUACACUACAUUGAAUCCCUCGUUUCGCCGGCUUUUUUGAAAUAUGCAGAUCGAUCAUGAUAAGCCGAGUAAACGCAAAGCAUUUAAUUCAAAGAAUGAAGAUGGAGUGAAAAAAAGGAAAACUGCUACGUACACUGAGAGCAAAAGCCAUGUUUGCCAAGAAUGUGGGAAAGUGUUAAGCACACCAAACGCUCUAAAUAGACACAUGCUUAUUCACAAAGGAGACAGGCCAUUCGAAUGUGAGAUAUGUAACAAGAAGUUCACUCAAAGUGGUCAUUUGACCAGACAUAUAUCAAUGGUACAUAAGGGAGAGAGAAAAUACCCCUGUGGUGUCUGUGGAAAACACUUCGGAGAAAUGUCUAAUGUAAAGAAGCAUUACGCCAGAAAGCACGCGGAACCGGACAAUUACAAGCCAAGACCAUUUACCUGCGAAGUUUGUGGGAAAACCUUCAUGUUUGAAGUAUUUUUAAAUAAUCACAGAGUUGUGCACACUGGGGAAAAACCUUUUACGUGCGAAGUUUGUGGCAAAUCCUUCGGUUAUAAAGUAUCCUUGAACGGACAUAUGCUAACACAUACGGGACAAAAUAUUUUCAAGGAGAAACCUUUUGCAUGUGAAAUAUGCGGAGCUAAGUAUGAGAAGAAAUUUAAACUGCAGCAGCACAACGUUGUACACACUGGUGAAAAACCAUACUCUUGCGAUCUGUGUGGGAAAACUUUUGGGUGGAAAAAGAGUGUAAGAUUACACAAGUUGUCAUCGUGCUUUGCCAAACAUGCACAUUCGGAAACUCACUUGUAAGUGUAAAAGUAUUUUCGUUGUGUAAGUUUCAAAACACUUUAGUUUGCAUGGUUAACUCACUUGCCUGCGCUCGGCGUCGUUAUUAUUUUAUAUCAGGUCUUCAAGACAUAUAUUGGUACUUUUUUAAUCGAUAUUGCUCAAUUUUUUCUCCUAUUGUUGUAUUUAUUACUGUUAGUUAGGGCUGGGACUGGUUAACCGAUUUCAGAUGGUUACGAUUUAUUUUAGCCGUCAACCGACAUCUCAGUUACAAAUCAUCUUCACACCUCAAAGUAGAAUUUGCACAAUGAACACUGAAAAUUUGUCACAUAAAUGACGUUGAACAAUGGAAUCGGGUUUUCUAAAUAAAAUACUUCCACAUGCCCGAACCACGCUGCCUAUCUCUUGCAGCAGAGCGAUCAUGCAACUAUCCCGAUUCGUGAAUAUUUUUGAGCGAUAACGGAAUAAGAACACACGAAAUUGUGACGUAACAAGCUUAAAUUAUAAAUUAUUACGCCAAACGUCACGUGGCGGUUAACCGAUCAAUUUUACCCGGUUAACAGUCAAAGUGUUUUCCCUGAAACUCUCAGCCCUACUGUUAGGCAUAAAUCACCGGUGUCUUUGCUCAAGGUAUUACUGUUUUUUGAGCUGCCCUCAGAUGUGGAAUGGCAUUUUUUUACUCUGUUUAUUAUUCUGUUUGUACAAAAUGUAUUUUCAUUAUGGUUAAUGAAUAAACGACCGAUUUGUGUUAUCUACAAAGGACAUAUUAAUUUAAAUAAAAGAAGUGGAGCAGAAGCAAUAUGACUUAGGGCUGGCGAUAUGGUAUUUUAUAUGAUUGUGUUGGAUUUAGUAAAUAUUUAAUGUUGAGUUGUUUGAUUGCUAUAUUUGCUGCUUCAAUGCAGCUGCAAGGUGUCGUUGACUUGACAACUCUUUGAGUCUUUUGCGACCCCUCGUCUACUGCAACAAAACGAUACCCGUUUUUGUAAUUUGUUAUAUUCCAUACCUUAUAUUGGUUUUGCAUGGCGAAAAUAAAUAUAUGAAUCUAAUGAUUGACACAUG
This is a messenger RNA of Styela clava, 2062 nucleotides long. NCBI's taxonomy places the organism in Eukaryota, Metazoa, Chordata, Ascidiacea, Stolidobranchia, Styelidae. The record is from RefSeq and is a predicted model, not a curated record.